ACGUGUGACGUCAUACGGCAAGAUGGCCGCGGGUGUCGAAAAUGGAGUAGUGUAGGCCAUUGGGUGGUAGGAAUUUGUAGGUGUGUCAAGAGAGUCUAGUUUAUUCGUCCGAGUUAUAAUGUCGCUAAGAUGCCGGUGCAUUGAUACGUGGGUUUCGGCGUUCGGCUGCAAGCGGUUGUCGGCGUGGGGCGCGGGCACCGCGUCGAGCUAAUACAUCAUUUCAAUAAUAAUACGGGGGGGAGUAUUUCGUAUCCUGGUUAUCGAGUGAUUACACACGAACACUGUAAGCGAGAGAGAGCGAGAGAGGGAGAGGGAGAACCAGAGAGUAAUAAAGAGAUCGGGAUUCAUAGAGAGAGAAAGAAAGAGAGGGACGGACGCUCGCAGUCGGUCCUGCGGGAUAAAACGUCGGAGGAUAUCCACCCUCGGCAGGCGAAAAACGGGGGCGUGUAUGUGCGGUUUUUGGGCGAAGGGCGGAUACUUCGGAAAGGGGUUAGAUCGUGACAGUGGGUGUUAAGUGUGUACCGUGGGUGGUGUCUGUGUGUGUGCGACUGUGUGCGUGUCCGUGUUGACUAAAAAAUGUGGAACAUGAUGUGCGACGUGAUGCCGACGAUAUCGGAAGACAGCAUCAGUCAGCGGAGUUCCCAGUUCUCGGGCGAGGAUGCGAACUUCGAACAGCUGAUGGUGUCGAUGCUCGACGAGCGCGACAAGCUGAUGGACUCGCUCAGGGAGAGCCAAGAGCGACUCCAGGAGGCCGAGGCUCGUCUCCAGGAGGUUGAGAAGGAGCGCGACGCCCUCAACCGACAGAUAAACGCGAACAUUCCCCAGGAAUUCUCUCAGUUAACGAAAGAGUUGACAGCGGCAAGGGAGAGUCUUCUCGAAAGGGAGGAGGAAAUAUCCGAAUUAAAAGCUGAAAGGAACAACACCAGGCUCUUGUUAGAACAUCUAGAAUGCCUAGUAUCGAGGCACGAACGUUCCCUGAGGAUGACGGUGGUGAAAAGACAGGCCGCGGCACAGUCAGGAGUAUCGUCAGAGGUGGAAGUACUGAAGGCGUUGAAAAGCCUGUUCGAGCAUCACAAAGCCCUCGACGAAAAGGUGCGAGAACGAUUGCGAGUCGCCCUAGAAAGAAAUACUACGCUUGAGGAAGACUUAGCCCAUACCAAAGAAGAGCUUCAGCAGUAUAAAAUCAGCGGACAUCAGCCCAAGUCGAUUGACGAUAGACCUAAGGAAAAUGGUCAGACUGACGAUAGUCAGCAGCAAAACAAGAAUCAUGCAGACCAGCAAGGGAACCAUCAACAACAGCAACAACAACAACAACAACAACAACAACAACAACAACAACAACAGCAGCAGCAACUACAAAACCAAAGUAUCUCCAACUCUGGGUCAACCAGGCUAAGCAACGGCAGCCUCGAUCCCACCGAGCAAGACUCUGCUGUAAGAGUAAUUGACUUGCAGGCUACCGUUGAUAAGCAGAGCAACGAAUUAAGUACAUGGCAGCGUCGGGUAGCAGAAAUGAGCGGGCGAGUAGCCGAACUCGAAGAAACGUUAUCUAAGGCGCAAAAAGACCUUUUGAAAUCACAGGAGAGUAACGUCAAGCUGCAGAGAGAUCUCAGGGAAAAUGUGGCGCAGAAGGAGGACCAGGAGGAGAGGAUAACAACGCUGGAAAAGAGAUACCUUAACGCUCAAAGAGAAUCGACUAGUCUUCACGAUCUUAACGAAAAAUUGGAGCAAGAGCUUCAGCACAAAGAAGCUCAGCUUAAGCUACAAGAAGAAAAAAUAGCUGCCAUACAAGAGAAGCUUGAAUUAGCUGAACAAAAACUUGCCCAGUAUUCGAAACUGCCAGAAAUGGAAGAGCAGCUGAAGCAGAGGAUGGAGGCUCUGACCCAGGUGAGGAGGCCCAACCAGCAGGCUCAAGAGAGACACGGUAGCGCGGAGGACAGAAUUCAAAGGCUAGAAGCGCAGCUAGAGGAAAAGAAUGCAGAAGUAAUGAGAUUAAAUCAACGGCUAAAAAUGAACGAGGAGCAUAAUACUCGAUUGAGUACAACGGUCGACAAGCUGUUAUCUGAAUCUAACGAGAGAUUACAAGUUCAUUUGAAGGAGAGAAUGCACGCUUUGGAGGAGAAAAAUGCGCUCACCCAAGAGCUUGAAAAAACAAGAAAGAUCGCCGAGGAACUGCAGAAUGAAAAGACGGAGAUUGUCAAAGAGCUUGGUAAAGCAAGGCUCGAAAUUGACAAUGUUAAACGUCAAAUGCUCCAACAAGAAAUAGCCUUUAACAUUCAACAGACCGACGCAUUGACCAGAAGUCUCUCACCGAACGUCGUCGAUCCCGGUAGCUUUUCACGAAGCGCUAGUCACAGCAGCUUCGAUACACAUUCGUUACCAAGACGAGGAGUGAAGCGACCGCCGAUGGACGACGAUUCCACAAAGGGUUACGUUGCGCGAACGUUAGCCGAACAGGAAUGGGAGAAAUUACAACAAGCCCACGUGCUGGCCAAUGUACAGCAGGCCUUUGAUGUUUCGAGUGACGCUGAAGGGGACGGAGAUAACGAAAGCAUCUUUAGCUCAGCCGCUGAUGUUAUCAGUCCGACGGGUCAUACGGAUGCUCAAACUCUCGCGUUGAUGCUUCAAGAACAAUUAGACGCUAUAAAUAAUGAAAUCAGAUUGAUACAGGAGGAAAAACAGAGUACGGAAGCUAGAGCCGAGGAACUCGAGUCUCGAGUUGGAAGUUUGGAACACAUGAACCUUCUUGCGCGAGGGCGAAGUUUGGAGAGAGCUUCGCCACCGUUGAGCGGACGUUCGACCCCAAAAUCACAUCACAGUCCGAACAGAGAUUAUCUUCACAAAUAUCACACGGCACCAGCUUCAAUGUCGCCAGCACACCUCCAUCAGUACGCAGCAACUCUCGUCAGUCCUGGCCAACUUUCAGAGUCCCUUCCGGCAAGCCAGCUGCAGUUGUCUGGAGAGGAAUUACAUUCGGUCAGUGAAAGAGAUAGCACCGGUGGAGGAGGGAGCGGAGGAAGCGGCGCUGCAUCUCCACUCACUGCCAGGUCGUUGCGAUUGGAACGAGUCGCACAGGCGCUGGCGCACAGUCAAGAAGAGUUACGAAGACGCACAGGGCAAAGUGGAUUCCCCAGUAGCGGUUACUCCGUGCACAGGCAUGGACAACAUAACAACAGCGCACUCAAUUCUGGGACUCCCCCUUCUCCAUUGUCCUCACGCCACAGCAGCCAGGACAGUUUGCACAAAAACAAUCUAAGCGGUGUCGGACUUCCCAUCGGUCAACUUUCCAGCUCGCAUCUUCACAUGCAGGCCAAUAUGAGUCCGGCAACGGCCGCCGCCGUCGCCGCAGCGCAAAAGAAAAAGGGCAUCAAGAGCAGUCUUGGAAGAUUCUUUAGUAAAAAGGAAAAGGUCAAAGGAAAGGACACCACCAUGCCAGGGGAUGUUCCGGGAAUGGGUGGUGCAAGCACACCAGCUGAUCCUGAUUAUGGAGACAACAUUUCGCUGGCUGGAACAUUGGGUGGUAAAGGUGACUUCGAUCGUAGGAAAAAGAAAAGUAUAUUAGACUCUUCUCGACACGAACUAUUGGCCGGUGCCAUGAAAGCGGGAACUCCUUUCGCUCUGUGGAAUGGACCAACAAUAGUAGUUUGGCUCGAAUUGUGGGUAGGAAUGCCUGCUUGGUAUGUCGCCGCAUGUCGGGCGAAUGUUAAAAGCGGAGCGAUAAUGAGCGCUCUGAGCGAUACCGAAAUACAGCGAGAGAUAGGAAUCAGCAAUCCCUUACACCGCUUGAAGCUCAGACUAGCCAUACAAGAAAUGGUCUCCCUCACCAGCCCCUCUGCACCAAAAACUUCGCGCACCACCCUGGCCUUCGGUGACAUGAACCAUGAAUGGAUAGGCAACGUCUGGCUUCCCAGUCUUGGACUCCCUCAAUACCGAUCCACCUUUAUGGAGUGCCUUGUAGACGCAAGAAUGCUCGAUCACUUGACCAAAAAGGAUCUCAGAGGGCAGUUGAGGAUGGUCGAUAGCUUUCACAGAACGAGUUUACAGUACGGUAUAUCCUGUCUGAAGAGGUUGAAUUACGAUCGGCAGCAGUGGGAGGAGCGACGCAGAAUCGCUGAGACAGCAAACGUCGACGUUCUGGUUUGGAGUAACGAUCGCGUUAUAAGAUUCAUACAAUCUAUAGGUUUAAAAGAAUACGGUGAUAAUCUUCUGGAAUCCGGUGUACACGGUGCGUUGAUAGCGUUGGACGAAAGUUUUGACGCAAAUAGUCUCGCUCUCGCCCUACAAAUUCCUACCCAAAAUACCCAGGCUAGGCAGCUACUCGAAAGAGAGUUCGGAAAUUUGUUGGCGGUAGGAACCGACAGGCGACCGGACGAAUCAAAUAGUCUUAAAUCUUGAUCGAGCCCUUCAAACUCGAGGCUGUCUCAUCUUCACCCUCACCAUGUCUAGUCUAAAACCCCAGCUAAUAUCUGUGCGCGACGUUUGCGCACGUGUAUAUCUGUGUUCGAAUGUGCGCUGCUGCGCGUGUUUCGCGUCACCCAAGUUGUAUGAGCUUUAAAUAUCACUCCUUUAGCUAUGCUGCAUACACUUAACAUGCUGUUAUAUAUAAUUUUUAAAUGAGAGGACGUAGAUCAAUUUAAUUUUUUUCUUUAUUGCUAUUAUUAUUUUUUCUUCAUAUUUUUUCCCUCCUAAUUUCAAUUUCAACGGAGUUAAA
This is a messenger RNA of Neodiprion fabricii, 4711 nucleotides long. RefSeq names its product liprin-alpha-1 (gene Liprin-alpha). Bases 577 to 4395 code for a protein of 1272 amino acids. The record is from RefSeq and is a predicted model, not a curated record. Lineage: Eukaryota; Metazoa; Arthropoda; Insecta; Hymenoptera; Diprionidae. Gene Ontology annotation, biological process: synapse organization. Gene Ontology annotation, molecular function: protein binding. Gene Ontology annotation, cellular component: presynaptic active zone. The transcript is spliced from 22 exons.